Molecule: messenger RNA, 1345 nt
Organism: Polyodon spathula (Mississippi paddlefish)
Lineage: Eukaryota; Metazoa; Chordata; Actinopteri; Acipenseriformes; Polyodontidae
Product: chemokine-like receptor 1
Exons: 2
Coding region: 244-1341 (365 amino acids)
Biological process (GO): regulation of calcium-mediated signaling; positive regulation of cytosolic calcium ion concentration; phospholipase C-activating G protein-coupled receptor signaling pathway
Cellular component (GO): plasma membrane
Molecular function (GO): G protein-coupled receptor activity; complement receptor activity
Source: RefSeq, a predicted model, not a curated record
GAGGAGAUUUCUAAGAAUUCAUGUAAACGAGAGGAAGUUGGCUAAUGUGCAGUUUGUGAAAUAUUGCCUAGCAAAGAAUUAAAGAGGCUGGCUUCUGUCUGGGUGAAUGUGCUCCUGUUGCCUUGGUCUUUUAAAUAGUGAAAACUGAAUUUGAGACGUGAAGACAGUUUGGGACUGAAGCUGCACUUGGGGGAGCGGCCAUUUCAGUUUCAAAGGGAUUUCAAAGGUAACUUUUGAAAGAAAAUGGAAGAAAACAGAACAAUAACAAUGGAUUUAGAUUAUGAGGAUGCAUAUUAUUAUAAUUACACCUAUUUUGAUCAAGAUUUUUAUUCCCAAGUUAAUUACCAUGAAUCAUCAAACCACCCCCAAUCACACAUUGAAGGCCCAUUUAAAAUAUUCCUCAUUGUAUUAUUGGCCAUAAUAUUUCUUCUGGGUCUGUGUGGGAAUGGGCUGGUCAUCUGGAUGACGGGCUUCAAGAUGAAGAGGACAGUCAACACCACCUGGUUCCUCAGCCUGGCCAUCGCUGACUUCAUAUUCUGUGUCUUUAUUCCCUUCAGUAUCGUACAUUUGGCCUUGGACCACCACUGGCCCUUUGGGCUAGUUAUGUGCAAACUGACGUCCUUCAUAAUGUUCCUCAACAUGUUCGUCAGUAUCUUCCUCCUGACCCUCAUCAGCAUUGAUCGCUGUGUGUCAGUCAUCUUCCCUGUCUGGUCUCAGAAUUACCGCACUCUAAGAGUGGCUUCUGUAGUGGUCCUGGCUGCAUGGGUGGCUUCUGCCCUGUUAAGCACACCCUCCCUUGUGUUCCGUGACAUCCAUUCCACAGAUGAGAAAACCACUUGCUACAAUAACUAUAUAUUGGCUAGUGACCAAUCACACCUGUCUGCAGCUGAGAGACACAAAGCUGUUUCUUUAACAAGAUUUAUCUGCGGCUUUGUCAUUCCCUUCACAAUUAUAGUGUUUUGUUACUCCUUCAUUGUCGCAAAAGUGAGAAACAACUGCUUGGCAAAAUCCUCCAAGCCAUUCAGAAUCACGGCGGGCAUCAUCGUUGCAUUCUUUGUCUGCUGGUUGCCUUAUCACGUGUUCAAUAUCCUUGUGCUCAACCAUCGAGAAAUACCACAAUCGGUGCUCCAUUAUGGGAUUUUGAUUGCUAAUAGCCUUCUCACUGCAAACAGCUUCCUAAACCCUGUCCUUUAUGUGUUCAUGGGAAAGAACUUUAAGAAAACAUUCGAGCCGUCUGUCUUCUCCAGGCUGGAAAAUGCAUUAAGUGAGGACACACGCACCACAAGCAAACACAGUUCAGGAAUGAGAUCUGAACUGGAGAGAUCUUCAAUGGCCAUUUGAAAAG